This is a messenger RNA of Echinococcus granulosus, 360 nucleotides long. RefSeq lists its product as hypothetical. The transcript has a single exon. NCBI's taxonomy places the organism in Eukaryota, Metazoa, Platyhelminthes, Cestoda, Cyclophyllidea, Taeniidae. The record is from RefSeq and is a predicted model, not a curated record. Bases 1 to 360 code for a protein of 119 amino acids.
AUGCAAAUAUUGAAGAAGCUUCUACCCUUCUUUGCUGUGAUACUCUAUCCAAAAUUAGCCCAAUGUGUGAAGACUUGCCUAGCCGAGACGCCAGCUGAAAGCAAGACGGAAUUCAUUGGAAGAAGUGUUGUUGAAGACUUCGAAAAUGCCGAUUUUGACUUACGCACGAUGAAACAGUUUUUACUUCUCUUCGCUGAGCUGCUCUAUCCACAAUUAUCCCAAUGUGUCAAGACGUGCCUAUCCGAGGCUCCGUGUGAUUUGAAGUCGGAGGAAGUUAUUGGAAGAAAUGUGGCUGAAGACGUCGAAAGAGACAGUUUUGAAUUACGUACGAUGGAAGCAGCUUCUACUUUCCUUAGCUGA